Melanotaenia boesemani (Boeseman's rainbowfish) is the source of this 4300-nucleotide messenger RNA. Its product is annotated as RNA-binding motif, single-stranded-interacting protein 2-like. Gene Ontology annotation, cellular component: ribonucleoprotein complex; nucleus; cytosol. Gene Ontology annotation, molecular function: poly(U) RNA binding; poly(A) binding; mRNA 3'-UTR binding. Lineage: Eukaryota; Metazoa; Chordata; Actinopteri; Atheriniformes; Melanotaeniidae. The transcript has 14 exons. Bases 36 to 1259 code for a protein of 407 amino acids. The record is from RefSeq and is a predicted model, not a curated record.
UGACUCCGCUCCUCCGGACACAGCGCCGCGUAAAAAUGCUGCUCUCAGUGCCGCCAAGGACAGGAAUCAACCAUUACAACGACUACACCGUCAAAAACACGAAGAAGCAGACAUAUGUGUCCUCCUCCAACCAUCAUAUGGCUCCUCCAAGCCCCAACAGCAACAACAAUAGCAACAACAACCCCAUCAGUAAUGGCAGUAGCAGCAAUGGGGGAGAGCAGCUCAGCAAAACCAACCUUUACAUCCGUGGCCUCCACCCAGGAACCACAGACCAAGAUCUGGUCAAACUCUGUCAACCGUAUGGGAAAAUUGUAUCCACCAAAGCUAUCUUGGACAAGACUACCAACAAAUGCAAAGGCUAUGGUUUUGUGGACUUUGACAGUCCAGCUUCAGCUCAGAAAGCAGUGACAGCACUGAAGGCAGGCGGUGUGCAGGCUCAGAUGGCCAAGCAACAGGAGCAGGACCCCACCAACUUGUACAUCUCCAACCUGCCACUGUCCAUGGAUGAGCUGGAGCUAGAGAACAUGCUGAAGCCCUUCAGUCAAGCCAUUUCCACUCGAAUUCUUCGCGACGCCAACGGCACCAGUCGAGGAGUCGGAUUUGCCAGGAUGGAGUCAACAGAGAAAUGUGAGGCCAUCAUUCAACAUUUCAAUGGGAAAUAUAUCAAAACUCCUCCUGGAGUUCCAGUGCCAUCUGAACCCUUGCUGUGUAAAUUUGCCGAUGGAGGCCAGAAGAAACGUCAGAGCCAAGGAAAAUAUCUGCAGAACGGCAGGCCGUGGACAAGAGAUGGGGAAUCUGGAGGAAUGACUCUGACUUAUGACCCCACCACAGCCUUACAGAAUGGGUUCUACUCCUCUCCCUAUAGCAUCGCCCCCAAUCGGAUGAUCGGGCCAGCCUCCCUUGCACCAUAUAUGCAUUCACCUGUGUCCACUUAUCAGGUACACAACCCAUCUUGGCUGCAUCACCAGUCAUACAUAAUGCCACCCACAGGAGCAGUUCUGACAUCAGGAAUGGACCACACCAUGUCCAUCCAGCCAACCUCAAUGAUAGGGCCCCUGACUCAGCAGCUCAGUCACCUUUCCAUGGGCAGCAGUGGCACAUAUAUGCCUGCAAACACAUCUAUGCAGGGGACUUACAUACCCCCAUACACCCAAGUGCCUGCAACCAACAUCUCAGUGGAGGAAAGUGCCGUCCAACAACCCGUUGCCAUAGAGACACCCACAGAACACACAAGCUACUCCUACCAGCAUAACAAGUGAAGAGAUCUUACUGUGGAGCCUGGAGUGUAUCUUAAGGGGCCCAAGUGCUGAAACGCAGCACUGUGACUCUGCACGUAAGGCAUCAGACACUUUUGGGGAGGGAUGGACUGUUCAACAUAAAGAAAGAUAUUUUCUAUAAACUCAUAUUUUAAGGCAAAUCUUUCUCCAAACAAGCAAAGCUGGAGGAUAGUGGGGAAACCAGUAAGAACAGCGCAAGGAGCAUCUAUUUUGGUAAUAGUCAUGAAAAAAAAAUCACACACACUACACAUUUAAAGGGUUUUUGAAAUGUCAUUCAUAUGCUUUUCUAGUACUACUCUGGGGAGCUAGAAUGAAACCAGGAAAAAAAACAUCUCAACUACAUGUUUUUUAAGUCAUGUUUUGUUUUGACUUUUGUAAAAUAUGCUGAUUUUACUUUUCUGUUUUGUGUCUUUUCACUCCUUUUUUGUACAUGAUAUUUGGUUUUGAUGUGUUCCUAUCUUCUUGUGUCCUAAUUUGAUUGACUGGUGCAAAUAUUUGGAAAGACUGAAGUCCUUCAAAAAGCUGAUGACUCACAUUGUAGACAGAUAUAGAUGAACACAGAUUCUCUCAGAAUGGUGACGAGUUUAUCAGGUAUGAAACCUUACCUGAGGUUCUCUCACUUCUUUUUAGCACUUGACUCUCACAUAAGUUAUAGUUCAUAUAGUCUUGACAAAGCUUCAGACAAUCAAAACAAUUUAAAAAGAUAAGAAACAUCCUAUGUGACAGAUUUAACAGAAAGGACUUCUUUAAAAGAAAUAAGAUUUAAAGCAUUCCAGAUACAGUGGCAUGCAAAAGUUUGCCUGACUGUGAGUGGCUAGCCUAGCAUCGCAUAAAUUUUACCUGAUUUUCAAAAAGUAUGAAGUUAUUGAGACAUUUCUUACACAUCCUUUUAAGCUUAUGAAUCAGAACAGCAAAAAGAACCAGUGCUUAACACCUCUGUCCCAUUAGCAAGUGUCAUAGAUUGUAAAUGCUGUAUGUAGUAGCCAAAUUUCAGUGCUUGGAACAUAAUUAUCUAUUGUUCCUACAAAGGGCUUUCUGGUUCUGUUUUAUCUGAUUAUCUUGUUUUAUUGGGAUUUUUUUUUACUUUUUUUUUAUACCAAAUCUUUAGCACACACCUCUUGAGGUAGUUUGUGAGCUUUUUAACACACAUUAUAAUGAUAGCUUCCAGUAUGUGCUGGUAUUUGUCCUCUCAUGUCACUGGCUACAACACAAACCCAAAGUUGUUUUUCUCCAAACCUGACUGUGAUCAUUGCAGCCAAAGACAUCUAUCUUAACUUCAGCAGUCCAAAAGACCCUUUUUUCAUAUACAUUACAUAAAUGCUAAUGUGAAAACAAGAUGUUGAAUUAUUUGUUGGGGAUACAGUUUUAAAUUUGUUUUGACCAACAUUUCUAGAAAUGUUUGAUAUUUAAUUUCUUAACCAUCUCACUGGGCAUUCAUUAUUUAAAUGUAUAAAGGGCCAGGUAGUAUUAGUCAACUCAAUGGCUACUAGAGUGUUGGGUCGAGAUUUGAUAAGUCCUAGUCUUUAUGAAGCUUUGAAACUUGCAUUAUCUACCCCAGAGAUCUCAAACUCAAGUCCUCAAAGGCCACUGUCUUAUAGGUUUUAGAUCCUUUCCUGCUCCAACACACCUAAUAUUAAAGAAAUUGAUCCAUCAUGUUGUCAAGUUCUACACAAUGUCCCAUUAAUUUACAUUAGGUUUGUUCAAGCAGGAAAAAAUAUGUAAAACCUACAGAAGAGUGACCUUUGAGGACCAGUUUGAGAUCCCUGAUCUACUCCUGUGCUGAUGACAGCAGUAAAUAAGUCAUAACCCUAUCAUACCAUUGGUAAAAACUCUUUUUUUUUUUUUUCUGAUGGUUAUUCCGUAAUAUUUCUCUCAAAUGCAACACUUUAAAAAUAAUACCCUAAAAUUGCUUCAGAUGUAGAAGUGUUUCAUCAUUAACUAUGCUUUUUGGAUUUCAGUCCAUCUUCUGCCCACUUAAUUAAUCACAGUAACAGGAAUUUUACAUGCCACUGUAAUGUUAGCAGAGUUCAUCAAAUAUUUGACUCUGAGCUGCACCACACAGUAAAAAUCCAAAGUUACUUAACAGGGAUCAAAACACAUAGAGCUGCCUGUAAAUAAGACAUAUACAUGCAUUUUUGGCCUCCUUUGAUUUCCUUUUUACCCAUGAAGUAAUACGAUAGUUAUUUUAAUAACUACAUUUUACCAGAAGGUCUAAACUUUUCAAGUAGUGUGUUGCUGUGGUAUUUGUUUUCCAAUAUACCUUUAACAAGAGCUGGAGCUUGUUUCCAUUAAAUCCCACAAAAUGUCAUUUGUGAAGCAAGAACUAGAUGUUGUUAUUAAAGUAUAAAGAUCUUAUUACCCAGGUGACAGCCAUGAUCAGGGGCCGUAACACCCAGGCAUGGAGAUCAACUCAUAAAGCAUUACUCUGUUUUGUUUAAACAUCUAAAAACACCAUUAAGGUUGAUUAUGAUGGCCAGAAAAAAGACACUUUAAUAUUGGCCAUUGGUGUUUGUCUGCAUCUACUUUUGCAUUUUUGGUUUUCAGAUUUAUUUUUUAAAACGUUUAUUUAAAGUUUCUUUUUUGAAAAAAAUUGUUUUAAUGCUUUUAAGAUUGAUCCUAUUUUUCAAAGAGGCUCUGAUUUUAUUUUUGAUAGCGUGUUGUGUGCUGCAAAUUGUGAGAAAUAGUUGAUAGGAUUUUUAGUUGUUUUGUUUUUUUUUAUUGUGAUUAUUUGUAUGUUUGCAUCCUUACUUUGUUAUGGUUUCAGUUCUGUUGUCAAAGAGGCUUUAAUAUUUUUUCAAACAUUUCAAUUCAAUCUGUGUCACAAACACGUUGGCACUUUAAAAACAUGACUCCAGAUCAUGGAUGGAAUAUGUAUGUAAGGUUCAGAUGCAUUGUUACAGAGUUUUUAACCCCAACGUGUUGGGAUCAAUGUUUGAGAAAAAAAAAAAAAAAUGUGCUCAAAACCUUGACUUACCUCAUUCUGCCAGAGCAAUGUAGAUUCAGUUUGUGUAUAAAAUCCACAG